ACCGGCCCCGCUGGGCGGGUGCCUGGCCCUUUAAGGGCCGCCCCCGAGGAGGUGCCAGGCCCUGGUAGCUCCGCUCUCCUUCCUGGUCCUGCGGGGCCGGACUGUCCGUGGGGCUGUGGCAGGGGGCCGUGCCUGUGCCCGCCCAAGUGUCCCCGGCCUGGCCCCAUGGCCCUGGUCACAGUGAGCCGCUCGCCCCCGGCCAGCGGCCACUCCACGCCUGUGGGGCCCACGGAGCGGGCGGUGAAGCGGAGAAAUCGACUCCAGCGCCGGCAGAGCUUUGCGGUGCUCCGUGGGGCUGUCCUGGGACUGCAAGGCGGAGGGGACGAUGGUGGUACAGCUGAGGCCAGCCCAGAGCCAGCAGAGGAACCCCUGGGUGAGGAGCAGCCCCAUGGGGACCAGACAGACUACGGGCAAGAGCCCCAGAGUCCCCAGAAGCAGGAGCAGAGGCAGCACCUGCAUCUCAUGGUGGAGUUGCUGAGGCCGCAGGACGACAUCCUCCUGGCAGCCCAGUUGGAGGCAGCUCGGCCACCCCGGCUCCGCUACCUGCUGGUAGUUUCCACACGAGAGCACCCGGGCCAGGAUGAGACCGUCCUCCUGGGGGUGGACUUCCCUGACAGCAGCUCCCCCAGCUGUACCCUGGGCCUGGUCUUGCCCCUCUGGAGUGAUACCCAGGUGUACUUAGAUGGAGAUGGGGGCUUCAGCGUGACAUCUGGUGGGCAGAGCCGAAUUUUCAAGCCCAUCUCCAUCCAAACCAUGUGGGCCACGCUCCAAGUGUUGCACCAGGCAUGUGAGGCAGCUCUAGGCAGUGGCCUUGUACCCAGUGGGAGUGCGCUCACCUGGGCCAGCUACUACCAGGACAGACUGAACUCUGACCAGAGCUGCCUCAAUGAGUGGACGGCCAUGGCUGACCUGGAGUCUCUGCGGCCUCCCAGCACUGAACCUGGGCGGCCCUCGGAACAGGAGCAGAUGGAGCAGGCGAUCCGGGCCGAGCUGUGGGAAGUGCUGGACACCAGCGACCUGGAGAGCGUCACUUCCAAAGAGAUCCGCCAGGCCCUGGAGCUGCGCCUGGGGUGUCCCCUCCAGCAGUACCGAGACUUCAUCGACAACCAGAUGCUGCUGCUCAUGGCGCAGCAAGACCGCGCCUCCCGCAUCUUCCCGCACCUCUACCUGGGCUCAGAGUGGAACGCGGCCAACCUGGAGGAGCUGCAGAGAAACAGGGUCAGCCACAUCUUGAACAUGGCCCGGGAGAUUGACAACUUCUACCCAGAGCGCUUCACCUACCACAAUGUGCGCCUCUGGGAUGAGGAAUCAGCCCAGCUGCUGCCCCACUGGAAGGAGACUCACCGCUUCAUCGAAGCUGCCAGGGCGCAGGGCACCCGGGUGCUAGUCCACUGCAAGAUGGGCGUCAGCCGCUCGGCUGCCACAGUGCUGGCCUACGCCAUGAAGCAGUACGGCUGGAGCCUGGAGCAGGCACUGCACCACGUGCAGGAGCUGCGGCCCAUCGCCCGCCCCAACCCUGGCUUCCUGCGCCAGCUGCAGACCUACCAGGGCAUCCUGACUGCCAGCCGCCAGAGCCACAUCUGGGAGCAGAAAGUGGGUAGGGUCUCCCCAGAGGAGCCCCUGACCCCCGAAGUCUCUACACAAUCCCCACCUCUUCCGCCAGAACCGGGGGGCGGUGGGGAGGUGAAGGCCGUGGGCUUGGAGAAGAGCCAGGCAGCCCCGAAAGAAGAGUCUGGGCCAAGGCCCCGCAUCAACCUCCGAGGGGUCAUGAGGUCCAUCAGUCUCCUGGAGCCCUCCCCGGAGCUGGAGAGUGUCUCAGAGGCUGGUGACCUGCCAGAGGUUUUCUCUUCCCGGGAGUCUUCAGAUGAAGAGCCUCCGCAGCCCUUCCCUCAGCUCUCAAGGGCCAAGAGAGGCCAGCAGCUUUGCCAGGGGACUUGGCCUGCCCUGAAGUCCCGCCAGUCUGUGGUUGCCCUCCAGAGCGCUGCCCUGGUGGCCAGCCGGACCCGAGCCUUCCAGCAGCUGGGGCAGGAGCAGGGGCAGGGGCAAGGAGAAGCUGGUGUUCCCUCCACACCCAGGCUCCGGAAGGUGGUGAGGCAGGUCAGCGUGGAUGACAGCAGAGAGGGGGGCGAGGCCUGAGCUCUCACACACUCAUGUCCCCCUAGACACUAAAUGCAGGAUCCACAGCUCCUCGGAGGAACACCCUCACCCCUGUCGCCCAUACACACUGCUCCUAGCUCUUCCCCAGGAGCCCCCACACCUGUCACUACAGCUUCACCUCCUACAGCCUUAAGUCUCAGACCCACGUCCACCUGUCCAAGGGCUCAAGACUUUAUAAUUGGGAUGUGGUAGAGACUGAAGGUGCCUUUGGGGGCGCUAGCACCCUACUUCCGUUUUCAACUCUUUCCCUAAGAUACUCACCUGUAGCCAGGGAAUAAAAACAGCUGCCCAGUGGG
This is a messenger RNA of Microcebus murinus (gray mouse lemur), 2453 nucleotides long. RefSeq names its product slingshot protein phosphatase 3 (gene SSH3). The record is from RefSeq and is a predicted model, not a curated record. Lineage: Eukaryota; Metazoa; Chordata; Mammalia; Primates; Cheirogaleidae. Gene Ontology annotation, molecular function: phosphatase activity; actin binding. Gene Ontology annotation, biological process: negative regulation of actin filament polymerization; protein dephosphorylation.